UUAAAAAAACGAAGUUUUUAUAAAGAAAAUAAGUAAAUUUUAACAAAAACUACAAAAUAAAUAUGUAGAAAAUGUAAAUAACUAAAAUUCAAUACUAGUAAUAAAUAAAAUUCUUUGAUAAACUUGUUAAAAUAACCAGCAAAAUGCAAUCAACAUUUACUAAUUCCGCUGUAGAGGAUUCCUCACCCAACCAAUGGAUCAACUGGUGUCGUUUGUGUGCCAAGGAGGAUAGACAGAAUAACAUAAACUUUCUAUAUCAAAAUGAAGAACAUUUAGAAAAUGUGAAUAAGAAAUUAAGUAUACAGGAAGCUUUGGCGAAAUAUUUUUGGGUACAGACUUCCUUGGAGGAUUCUAUGCCCAAAAUGUUAUGUACAGAUUGUUUGUCGUUGGUGUCUUCCAUGAUAAACUUUAAUGAACGUGUGGAACGCGUGCAACUUAUGUAUUUACACUUGGCCGAACACCAAGUCAACACAAAUUGUUUGGAUUUGAAUACAAUACGUUUGAAAUUUGAUGUUACUGAAACAGAAAGAGAUCAUUGGUUUUCAAAAUAUUCCUUAAAUGAUACAAAUUAUAUGGAUAAAAACUCCCAUGAAUUGACAAUUAAAGAUAAUAGCCAGCCAUCUGCCAGUGAGGGACAAUUUAAAGUACAAAUUAAACAGGAAAAUGGAGAGAAACUCAUGGCAAUGGAUUAUGAUAAAUACAUGGAAGAAGAUACCGACCAGGAAAAGGAGGAAAUGGUAUUUGAAGACAAUGUCAAUGAUUCAUGUCCGGAAGAUGAUGAAGAUCCAUUUCAACAUGAUAAAGAACCGACAUUUAUGGAAAAUUCAUCUUCGGCAGAAGAUAUAGAAGAAAAAGAAAUAGAAUCUUGUGCUAUUAAAAGCGAAGCUGAAGAACAAAAACCCCAACUAGACAGAAGUAAAAAGAAAAAGAAAAGAAAAAAAUUAAAACAAUUUUCCAGCAUAGAUUGCAAGAAAAAGAAAAACUCUAGCAUUAAGGACUUUAAAAUGGAGGCUACUUGUAAAGAGUGUGGUGAAAAUUUCACCAAAUACAUACUAUAUCGUGAACAUAUGCAACUGCAACAUGAUCACAGUCAUAGUAAUAAACACUGGCCAUGUCCUGCAUGUGAUAAAGUUUUACUCAGUCUUUUUAAUCUGGAGAGACAUGUACGAAUUCAUAUGCCACUGGAGUCUAGGAAAACUAUAAAAUGUCCCGAAUGUGAUAAUCGUUAUACAUCGAAUGCCCAGUUGGAUACGCAUGUUAGAUAUAAGCAUAAGAACGAGAAACCAUUUAUUUGUGAAGAAUGUGGUCUGUGCUUGAGGACCAAUUCGAAUUUGAGACAGCACAUGUUGAUACACACCGAUAUAGCGCCGUACGAAUGUGAAGUAUGCAAAAAGAAAUUUAAAAAUAAAACUAGAUUAAAGACUCACUUGGAUAUCCAUAGUCCCAACAAACACGUUUGUAAUAUUUGUGGACUGCAGCUGAAUUCUAGAGCCACAUUGAAUCGCCAUUUCCUAGUGCAUUCUGAUGAAAUGCAGCACAAGUGUGACUACUGUGGCAAAGCCUUCAAACGGGCCAAAGCUUUGAAAAAUCAUUUGCUAUUGCAUACGGGUCUUAAGCCGUACUCCUGUGAUUUUUGUGAUCGUACAUUUGCCAAUGGUUCGAAUUGUCGUAGUCAUAUGAAAAAAAUGCAUCCAGAGGAGUUAGCGAUAUUAGAGGCUUCGGGCAAUAAGACACAUACGAAAAAUAUUCCAAAACUGGAAACUCUAAAAGCAGUCACUAAAGCAGCCGAUAAUCUAACACCAGUGGUAACGAAAUUUAGUGGUUGCUUUGCUUUUGGUAAAAAACCCAAAAACUUAGCAACCAAUGACACAAAACAGCCACAAAAGCCUCCACAAAAACUGAAAAAUCCAGCAGUCCCGCAACAUGAUACUGAGAAAUUGGCUUUAGCCUCACCUUCCUCCACACCCUUAGAUUUACAAUAUAUACCGCUGGCCGGUAAUACCACAACUUCCACUUCCUGCCUCCCAGAUGCCAAGAAUCUUGAAAAUGAUUUGUCAACAACACCCAUACCAAAUUUUGAUAAUAUUUAUCAACAUUUAAUGAAACAAAAUCAAGCAGAACUACAAAUCAAACGACCACUCACACAAAUAUCACCGCAACCAUCUCCCAGUAAUGUUAGUACACCACAACACAAUCCAUUUUAUCAACACAGCCACAACGAUAUUAUGAAUCACUCUAUGAAGCCUUCACAUCCUAGCAAUGAUUUGCUUCACAGUCCGGACAGCCAUCAUAGUUCAAUGACGCCUUUAACACACGACGAUCAUUCGAAUGCCUCAUCAAUACAGGCAACAUUUUAUGGACCAAUAAGAACAACUUUACCACCUGGUAAUUUUAUGUAAAUUUUUGUUGUACUUAUUAUUUAUGUUUAAAUAAAAAAAAAAACAUAAUUUUUUUUAAA
Calliphora vicina (urban bluebottle blowfly) is the source of this 2458-nucleotide messenger RNA. Its product is annotated as zinc finger protein weckle. NCBI's taxonomy places the organism in Eukaryota, Metazoa, Arthropoda, Insecta, Diptera, Calliphoridae. Gene Ontology annotation, molecular function: zinc ion binding. The record is from RefSeq and is a predicted model, not a curated record. Bases 144 to 2399 code for a protein of 751 amino acids. The transcript has 4 exons. Gene Ontology annotation, cellular component: nucleus.